AUGCAUAUGCGAAAAGAAGGAAAGAAAGUCACAGGAAGACAAAAGUCACAAGAAGACGAAAGUCACAGGAAUACGAAAGUCACAGGAAGACGAAAGUCACAGGAAGACGAAAGUCACAGGAAGACGAAAGUCACAGGAAGACGAAAGUCACAGGAAGACGAAAGUCACAGGAAGACGAAAGUCACAGGAAGACGAAAGUCAAAGGAAGACGAAAGUUACAGGAAGACGAAAGUCACAGGAAGACGAAAGUCACAGGAAGACGAAAGUCACAGGAAGACGAAAGUCACAGGAAGACGAAAGUCACAGGAAGACGAAAGUCACAGGAAGACGAAAGUCACAGGAAGACGAAAGUCACAGGAAGACGAAAGUCACAGGAAGACGAAGCACAGCGCCGCCACCUCUUCUUCCGUCAUCGCCGCUUCAAUCUCAGACCAGUCUCUAAUCCGCUAUCUGCAUCAACUAUACUUGUCUUCAACAUUCACAGCAUCAUCACUUCGUUCUCAUUACACAACGGCUCCGUCUCAGACUCAACGGCUCCACCAUGGAAGCAAAAUGCUGCUGCUCAACUAUCAAACUCAAAUCAUCAGUUCGCGAAUCAUCACCUUCUUCAAUUCUUCCUUUGAUCGGAGAUGCUCCGAUGGCAUUUCGACAACGCCGGUAACGAGAAAACUCAGGUUACGCAGUGAUGAAGGGUUUGGAGAUGGUUUGAAGCUGUUUGUGCUUGAAGGUGAUGGAGUUUUGUUGAAGGUGAAUGAGGAUGUGAAGUGGCUGCAAUUGUUGGUGAAGAAAGAUGAUUGA
Messenger RNA from Vicia faba (fava bean), 798 nucleotides. The record is from the annotation of a GenBank genome assembly. Lineage: Eukaryota; Viridiplantae; Streptophyta; Magnoliopsida; Fabales; Fabaceae.